UGGAACGGCGCUGUUGCAUACGCGGCAAAAUCGUUGUGGCGACAUAAAACGAGUACAAGCAGGCCGAUUUCGUGCGAAUAAAAAAUACGUCGGAUAAGCAUAUAUAAUUGAAAAAACGAAAACGAACAAAACAAAAAAAGAAAAAGAAAAACGCACCAAAUACGACCGUGACGCGAAUGUGAGGAAGCAGCAGUAGCAAAAAAAAAAAAAAACAUAUGGACACACGAUACGAGCACUUCGCGUAUUCGCCUGUUCGUUCAACCAAGAAUAGUCGUACAAUUGUACUGCUUUCGAAACGUUUAACCUAAUUAAUUGUAGUUAGAUAAUAUCUCUCAUUAAUGUGUAAUUUACGCGCGGAUGGCCAGCGACAUACAUGCAUACUAAAUGCCACGGCAUGGCAGCAUAUUUAGUUUCAAAUUAUAAAUGUUGAUGCUGGCGAGUACAAGGCGUUACUUGAGUGCGCGCAACGGGCGAAUCCACAGUGCAGAACGGAAAUUCUGGUGAAGUAGGCCAAAUAAAUAUAAAUAUACAACUUGUAUAUGUAUAUGCAAAUAUGUGUGUGUGUGUGCCUAUGCAAAUACGGGAAUGUUUUGCCAAGAAUGAAAGCAGAAAAAUAUUAAAAGAAAAUAAGAAUAAAAUAUAACUAACAGUGAAAAUGUAUUUACGCGCGGGCAAUACGGCCUUGAGCACUUAAAAAUACAAAUAAUAUAUAUAUGUAUAUAUACAUAUAUUAAUACCAAUGUUGGUACAUGCAUGUAAUUGUAAAUAAACAGUUAUAAUCUCAAUGAAGGUAAUGCAUCUAUGGAAACGCGCAACACACGUGACAAAUUUACGGCAAAUUGCUGAUUACGAAGGUGAGCACAAGCAAACAUAUAAAAUGACAGUUCGGAGAACUGUGCAAAAAUAAGGAAGGAAACAAAAACGGAACAACAAAAAAAAAAAAGAAGACGAAGGGAAAUGCAAUGAGAUAAGAGGAGCAACAACGCUCCAGCGUGGCAAUAAAACAGCGAGUCACUUUAGACCACCAACAACACAAACCCAGAAGACAAAGCGCACGUAGUUCUUAAGCUGAGCAGUCAAGCUAGUAAGCAGCAGUCAGUGAGCCGCCAACCAGCAGCCAAGCCAGCUGUUAGUCAAGGCACUCAGCCACUUGGUUGGUGUGUCAGUUGGUGAGCGAAAGUCAUCAGUCAGCCAGCCGGAAGAGUCAGUCAGUCGUCAAAAUAAUAGUCAGCCGACACGUCAGAAGCGCUUCAAAAGAUAUUGCAUGUGAAGAAUAACGCCGGUUGGCUCCGUUUAACAGACGACGUUGGCCGACGUGUGUCGAGUGUAUAGCGAGCGUGUGAGCUUGCAGCGUCUUUCGCUCGGUCCGAAAAUAUCCAACAUACAAGGCAAUGAACUUGCUGAAGCAGCUACUUGACGGCUGUUACGUGUUGUGUGGCUUCAGUUUUUUGAUUUUCCUAUAUUUACCACUCAUGCUGGCGAUGCCGGAACAAACGCGUCUGGCGAAUGAUUUCGAUUAUCGGUUGCAGCGUGCGAAACAUGUGUUGCGCGAGUCGCCGCUCAUUGAUGGACACAACGAUUUGGCAUGGAAUAUACGGAAAUUUUUGAAAAAUCGUCUGCAAGAUUUCCCAUUUGCCGGCGAUUUGCGUGAGGUGUUGCCAUGGUCGGCGAGCGCUUGGAGUCACACCGAUUUGCCGCGAUUGAAAGAGGGCAUGGUGUCGGCACAGUUUUGGUCCGCAUAUGUACCGUGCUCGUCCCAGCAUAUGGACGCCGUGCAGUUGACGCUGGAGCAAAUAGACUUAAUACGACGUCUGGUGAAUUUGUAUCCAAAUCAAAUGACUUUCGUCACAGAUGCUUCAGGAAUUGAAGAGGUGCACAAAAGUGGAAAAAUUGCCAGCCUGAUUGGGGUGGAGGGUGGCCAUUCGAUUGGCACCAGCCUCAGCGUUUUACGUAUGUUCUAUCAGCUUGGCGCGCGCUAUUUGACACUGACGCACACCUGCAAUACGCCAUGGGCGGAUUGCUGUAAGGUUGACGAGCCGGGAAAAUAUCCACAUAUUGGAGGACUCUCCAAAUUCGGCAAGUUGGUGGUGCAUGAAAUGAAUCGACUGGGCAUGAUUGUCGACCUGUCGCACGUCUCGGUGCCCACAAUGUUGGACGCGUUGAGCACCUCGAAGGCGCCUGUGAUAUUCUCGCAUUCCUCCGCGCAUGCCAUAUGCAACAGUUCGCGCAAUGUGCCAGAUCAUGUCCUGCAGAAAAUUGCAGUCAACGGCGGUCUGGUGAUGGUCGCAUUCUAUCCACAUUUUCUUAGCUGCUCGAGUCAGGCGACACUCGAGGAUGUUAUUGUGCACAUAAAUCACAUAAGAGAAGUUGCCGGUGUGGAUCACGUCGGCAUUGGUGCGGGUUACGAUGGUGUUAAUCUCGUACCCAAAGGACUGGAGGACGUUUCGAAAUAUCCACAUCUUUUUGCCGCGCUGCUUGAGUCCGAUAAGUGGACCGAGGCGGAUAUAGCGAAAGUGGCGGGGAAGAACUUAAUACGCGUAUUCAAAGAAGUCGAAGCGGUACGCGAUCGCAUGGAGCAGAAAAAAGUUCCGCCUGUCGAUCAAACGAUACCACCCGAGGAUAUAAUGGGAAGAUCAUACUGCCGUUAUCAAGGACCACGAACGUGAUUACCUUCCUAAGAGAAUGCGUUAGAGAGCCAAGGCCAUACGUAGUUGAAGAAUGGGAGAGUGAGGAGCAGAGAAUGCUAGAGUGUGGGAGAAUGGAAGAGAGCAUAACGCGCCACAACAAAACCACUUAAACAAGUAAUGACUAAUUAAAUUAACCGCAUGUGUUGGCAACAAAUUGUAAAACCAAACGAAUUUCAUAAAUUCGAUGUACUCGUAUUUCUUUCGCUGCGCACACAAACUUACAAAACCAACAAAAACACUAAAUAAAAAAAAUUAAAUAAAAAAUUGUACGAAUGUUGAAUUACGAAUUAAAUAUCUACGAAGUAUUAAUACGUUUACGAGUAAAAAUAUAAAUAGCAGUAAACUACACAAAAAGCAAAAACGAAAACUAAUAACGGUGAGCACAAAUUACAAAUUGUAGUUCUAAAAUAAGCGUGUAAGUAUACUCGUAUGUUUGUAUAUAAAAAAAAUAAAAAAAAAAAUAAGAAAAAAUUAAAUAAAAAUAUUUUUUCAAAAAAUCUUUAUCAAUGUAAUGUUUAAAAAAAUAUUAUGAUUAAAAAAAUGAUGCGUAAAUAUGCAUACUACUUGUAGUUCAAUAUUUGUAUGUAAAUUACUUUGAUUACAUAUACAUAUACAUAUGUAUGUACAUAUAUAUACUUAAGUAGCUUGAAAGCAGAUUAAGUGCGACAAUUUUGCGAAUUUCUGCUAGUAAUGGUAACGGAUUGCAUAACGGUGCAAGGGCAUUGCUUGAAAUGUAAAUAUAUUUGUAUAUGAAAGAAUACGGUAUUUAAUUUGGGCGAAACGUUAUUUACUUUGCUUUAGUUUUGACAGAUUAUGACAUCACGUGAAUAAGUAUUGAAAGUUAGAAAUUUUGUUCCUCCAAUAAUAUAUUUGCAUAAAUAUUAAAAAAGCACAAUAAUUUGAUAAUUGAAAUCGAAUAUGUGAGAUCUUCGCGUAAUCGAUAGUGCAUAAAGUCGAAAAAAUUAUCAGCGGAUAGACAAGAAAAUUCAUUUUUUUAGACUUGUGGUAAAUGUAAACAUAAGAAAUACAAAUAUUUCAAUAUAUAAUGGGAUUUUCGAUAAGGAUGCUACAAAAGUAGACCGAUAGGGACGGCAAAUGACGCCAUAUUUUUUCUCUUCAGUAAGGUUUGCCAUUUCAUAAUAAAAAGACAUGCGAACCAACAACGAGUCGAAAUUAUUAAAAUUUACUACCAAAAUUCGGAAUCAGUGGCCUGAACUUUAAGAGCGCUACGGCCAAUUUAUGGUUGUCAUAAUCGCCCUGUCAGAUCAACAAUUGAGCGUGUAGUGGAAAAAUUUGAGUACACAGGACCAAAUUCGUUGACAUAAGUGUAUUGUAGCGGGAGGGGAUUACAUUGAAGGAGAUGAAAUGGACAAAAUUCACCUUUCAAUUUGAUCACAGUAGUAAAUGCAAGUUUCAUUAAAAGUAAAGUCGUGUUCGACUAGUUUCAGCUCCCGGUUCUAGGGUUAAUAGAGAGAGAGAGAGAGGAUGAGAUAAAUAUAGAAUAUUUAAUAGUUUUGCUGCCCUUCCGGUGAUAGUUUUUUACUUCUCGAAUAAAAUUCAGAAAAUAAUAAAAAUAAUCGAUCGGUACAAUUUGUUAAGGUGUACAUCAUAUUAUAUUUCCAACCAAUGGCAAAAUGGUACCUUAGUUUAAAAUAUCUUUCCAGCAGAGAGCGCACUGGCUGCCUGAAUUUUUGAAAAAAAAAGAAACUUUGUUGGAAAAGGGUACGUGUAAUAUUCUAAAAUAAGGCAACACGGAUUAAAAUAAGCUUUUCAGAAUAAAUUUGAACAAAGAGAAUAACUAGACAAAAGAUUAUUCCAUUUGGAACAUUAAAAUAUUAUUGAUAAAUAUAAAAACUAAUAGGAACGAACUCAAGUUAUCGGUCAAAGCAUGCCAAUUAAUUGAUACAAAAAUUUUGAUAUAAAUUUAUCGCUAAAUUAAGUUUAUCAUUGCGAAAUAUCGAUAUAAAUUUCUCGAUUACAUUUGGAGCAUCAUAAUUUUAUCGAUAUGGGAACGAUAAUUAUCGUUAAAUGAAUGACAGUUUAUCGAUAUAAAAAUAUCGAUUUAAAUUUAUCGAUAAAAUAAAAUUAAUCGAUGUUAUAUAUCGAUAUAAAUUUAACAAUUGCAGUUUGAGUCUUAAGAUAUUAUCGAUAGAAAUAAAAACUCAUGGAAUGAUCGAAAAUUAUCGCAGAAUGCAUUGCAAUUUAUUGAUAUAAAAAUUUGUGUUUAAAUUUAUCGAUAAAAUUAAGUUUAUCAUUGCAAAAUAUCGAUACAAAUUUCUCGAUUACAUCUGGAGCAUCAUAAGUUUAUCGAUAUACGAACGAGAAUUAUCGUUAAAUGAAUGACAGUUUAUCGACAUAAAAAUAUCGAUAAAAUAAAACUCACCGAUGUAAAAUAUCGAUAACAAUUGAAGUUUGAGUUUUAAAAUAUUAUCGAUAGAAAUAAAAACGCAUUGCAAUUUAUAGAUAUAAAAAUAUUGGUUCGAACUUAUCUAUAAAAAGAAACCGAUUGAUUCAAAAUAUCGAUAUACAUUUGCGGAUUUCAUUUUAAAAUUAUUCGAAAAGUAUCAAACAUUGCUUAUCAUUGGUGCAUUAAAAUAUUGUCGAUAAAAGAAAACUAAAGGGACGAACGAAAAUUAUCGCGCAAUGCAUGAUAUGCAAUCAAAAAUAUGGUUUAUGGUGAAUUUAUCGAUCAAAUUAAAUCGAUACAAAAUAUUAAUACCACUGUAUAUUUUGAUUCCAUUUUUAACAAGAAAAUAUUAUCGAUCGAAAUGAAAGCUACUAGAAACGAGCGAAAUUUAUUGAAUAAUGCGCAUCAGUUUAAAAUCGAUUCGAAUUUUCCUAAAAAAAUUUAAAAAAUUUAUCGACUUUAAAAUAUCGAUGAAAAUUAUUGAUGAAAAUUAAUCGAUAUAAAAUAUCGAUAUACUUUUAUCGAUAUGAAUUUACUGAAACAAAUUAAUAAAAAAUGAUACUUUGAAUAAAUCUGCACUGAAAAAUAUUUUAUUAAAAUCGAUAGACGCCACAUUUCACGUUAGUAUGUGAUAAGUCAUAUUCAAAAACUUAACACACGUUAUUGGUGAACAUAAAUUUCAGUACAGCAAUUAAAGUUUGAUGUUGUUUACAAACGAAACCAGGAUUUCGAUUAAUUAUUUUGGGUUUCUAUUUAACCUUAUUUUAAUAAUGUUAUUUCUACUGCUGCACCAACCAUACAAAUUUUAAUAAAUACAUUCAAAUAUGCCACAGAUAUUCUUUGAAUAAAUUUUUGCUUAAAUUUUAACGUUAUAUAAAACCGAAAAUUAAUAUAAAAGCUGGUAAAUAUACUUAAAUAUGUAUAUGUCAAUUAAUUUUUAUUGAUUUUGUCAAAUUUCUUCGGCUCAUAAUGAAGCCAAAUGUCAUAUUUGGUGACACAUGCGGUGAUGUAACAGCAUGCAUACAUAUGCAUAUGUUAUAUAUAUAUAUAUAUAUAUAUAUAUAUAUGUAUAUGUAUAAAAUCAUUAAUAAACGGUAUAAUAAAUUAUGGUAUUUCAUUAAUAUUAUUUUUGUUGUUUUUGCUUACCAUAUUUGACAAAUUAUCCCGCUUUCACGUCUAAAAUUAUUGCGCUCAACUGAAAUUAAUAUACUAAAUUUGCUGGAAAUAAAUUUAACCACAAGAGCAAGCAGAUUAAGCGCUUACAUACGUAUGUAUUUAGUAUAUAUAUACAUGUAUAUUGUACAUACAUAUGUAUACAUUGUUGGUAAAUUAGCAUUUAAGACUAAUUAGUGAUUAAUAAAUUAGAAAAUACAAUUUAACCAAACCGUUUGCGUCGAGCGCUUAAACUUAUAUACAUACAUAUGUAUAUGUAUGCAUAAAUCAAAAGUGAUAAAUAUGUAAUAUAUUAUAUAAAAUAAUAUAUAAAUAUUGAAUACAUAUAAAUACCAUUCUUAUGUACAGUUAAGCUCAAAUAGCUAGUAAAUAUUAUCUCGAGGCCACAAUUAUAUAUACAAAACUGUAUAUAUUAUAUAUAUAAAUAGUGAUUAGAUAUUACAUAUGUAUGUACUAGGCAUUAUAGUUAUAUACAUAUGUACAUAGUAAUAUAUAUAUAGUAUAUGUAGAUAUAUAUAAAUAUAUAUAUAUAUACUAAAAGGAUUACAGGACUACUUAAACGAAAGCUAUGUACUUACUUUAAUAUUUAACUAAAUAAUUAGUAAUUAAGCUGCUGUUAAAUACUUAAUCCAAAUGGGCACACAAACAACAAACAACUGAUUGCCAUCAUACAUACAGGUGGUGCAUGUGUCAGAGUCAUUAAUUAUACCGUUAAAAUACAACCCAACGAUUUCUUUAGGACUUCACACUGAACUUCUUUAAAAUGAUUGCAGAAUAUUGGCAAGACUAUUGGUUAUCACGAAGAUUUAAGCCCCGAGUUUGGAGCUUUUGAUCCGCCUAAGUUUUAGCUAAUCCAGAAAAAUUUCUUUGAAGAACAUUGAAGCCAACCAAGCGUCCAUUUGCUUCCAUAAAAAAGAUCUUUGGCAAGACUAUUUGUUAUCCUGCCAACCUUUUCGACCUUUUGACCUAAAUUUUAGCUAAUCCACAGACAUUUCUCCCAUUUGCUUCCAUAAAACUUUGAUUUCUCACAAAAUCUCACACGUCAAGGUAAUAUUGAGAACCCAUGUGUGAUAUUUGUUUGAAACUGGUCACAGCUUAGAUCACAUCUCUAAUUUUUUUGGUUGGUGGAGUUUUGGAAUAUUUUUUUUUAAUAUUCACUAUUUUCCUUUGUAUUUUAUAAAAAGGCAUCGCGGAUUAAAAAAAGAUUUUCAGAUGAAACUCGAAAGCAAAAAACAACUAAACAAGAGAUAAUUCCACUUGAAGCACUAAAAUCGAUAAAAACUAAUGGUGACGAACCAAAAUUAUCGGGCAAAGAAUUCGAAUUUGUUGAUAUAAAAAUUCUGACUUGAAUUUAUCGAUAAAAGUAAAUUUAUUAUUGCGAAAUAUUGCUAUAAAUUUAUCGAAUACAUAUGGAGCAUCAUAAUUUUAUCGAUAUACGAACGAAAAUUAUCGUUCAAUGCAUGACAAUUAUCGAUAAAGAAAUAUCGAUAUAAAUUUAUCAAUUGCAUUCGGAGCCUCAAACUUGUAUCUGAUUUCAAUUGCGGCGGUCGUUUCGAUCGUAAAACUAUCAGCGGUAGAUUUGACAGAUUUCAGGCAUUCACUGAACGGGUUGUGGAUUAUGCCGAAAGGUCUUCCUAGCCAGAAAUGCAUUCGUAGCACUGAUGUUGUUUGUUGAGGAACUAUCAAUUUUAGUCUACGAUUUAUAGGCAAUACUCAAGUUUUCUGACCAACUAGAUAAGGUUAGGUUGGGUUAUUCUUGUAGACUGGUAAGCCACGCCUAUACCAGAUUUGGUCUUUUGCAAUAUUAGAUGGAGCUCCGUUACGAAGUCCAUAAGGAGUAGUAAUAUUUUAGAAUGCCUGUGUUUGAUGUGAAUUUCAAUGAAUUCUGUGGGCUCAUUAUCAAUAUAUCUUCCAGUGCCUCAUACCGUGAAACCCCCAAAUGCUUAAUGCUUACCCUUAUCAAUGCGAGACAAGUGCACAAGAGAUACUUUUGCAGUCUUUCUAUCUUUUACAACAUUCUGCAUGCGUGUGCUGCCACAAGAAUGUGACCAGUGAGUUUUUCAGUCA
This is a messenger RNA of Bactrocera neohumeralis, 8334 nucleotides long. RefSeq names its product dipeptidase 1. Gene Ontology annotation, biological process: proteolysis. Gene Ontology annotation, molecular function: metallodipeptidase activity. The transcript is spliced from 12 exons. Lineage: Eukaryota; Metazoa; Arthropoda; Insecta; Diptera; Tephritidae. The record is from RefSeq and is a predicted model, not a curated record. The coding region runs from base 1392 to 2666 and encodes 424 amino acids.